Messenger RNA from Psammomys obesus (fat sand rat), 4378 nucleotides. RefSeq names its product sorting nexin 18 (gene Snx18). Gene Ontology annotation, biological process: endocytosis; protein transport; mitotic cell cycle. Gene Ontology annotation, molecular function: protein binding; phosphatidylinositol binding. The transcript has 2 exons. NCBI's taxonomy places the organism in Eukaryota, Metazoa, Chordata, Mammalia, Rodentia, Muridae. Bases 106 to 1953 code for a protein of 615 amino acids. The record is from RefSeq and is a predicted model, not a curated record. Gene Ontology annotation, cellular component: cytoplasmic vesicle; plasma membrane.
CGGACCGUGCGCCGCCCUCAGAGCUCCCGUUCGGCGCGCGGGGACGCGGGCGCGGGCCGUGGGGCCCUCGGGCCGGCCCGGGCUCGGGGCGCCGGGCUCGGGACCAUGGCGCUGCGCGCCCGGGCGCUGUACGACUUCAGGUCGGAGAACCCCGGCGAGAUCUCUCUGCGGGAGCACGAGGUGCUGAGCUUGUGCAGCGAGCAGGACAUCGAAGGCUGGCUCGAGGGGGUCAACAGCCGCGGCGACCGCGGCCUCUUCCCGGCCUCGUACGUGCAGGUGAUCCGUGCGCCCGAGCCCGGCCCUCCGGCCGACGGCGGCCCGGGAGCCCCGGCCCGCUACGCCAACGUGCCGCCCGGCGGCUUCGAGCCUCUGCCGGCCGCGCCGCCCGCCGCCUUCCAGCCGCUGCUGCAGCCGCAGGCGCCGCCGGCUUCCUUCCAGCCGCCGGGCUCUGGCUUCCCGUACGGCGGGGGCGCCCUGCAGCCGUCGCCCCAGCAGCUGUACGGCGGCUACCAGGCCAGCCAGGGCAGCGACGAUGACUGGGACGACGAGUGGGACGACAGCUCCACGGUGGCCGACGAGCCGGGCGCGCUGGGCAGCGGCGCCUACCCCGACCUCGACGGCUCGUCGUCGGCGGGCGGCGUCGCGGCCGGCCGCUACCGCCUGUCCACACGCUCGGACCUGUCGAUGGGCUCGCGUGGCGGCUCGGCGCCCCCUCCGCAUCAGGCUUCUGGAGCCAAGAGCUCGGCCACGGUGAGCCGCAACCUCAACCGCUUCUCCACCUUCGUUAAGUCGGGCGGGGAGGCCUUCGUGCUGGGCGAGGCGUCGGGCUUCGUGAAGGACGGGGACAAGCUGUGUGUGGUGCUGGGCCCCUACGGCCCCGAGUGGCAGGAGAACCCCUACCCCUUCCAGUGCACCAUCGACGACCCCACCAAGCAGACCAAGUUCAAGGGCAUGAAGAGCUACAUCUCUUACAAGCUGGUGCCCACUCAUACCCAGGUGCCCGUGCACAGGCGCUAUAAGCACUUCGACUGGCUGUAUGCGCGCCUGGCCGAGAAGUUCCCGGUCAUCUCGGUGCCCCACCUGCCGGAGAAGCAGGCCACGGGGCGCUUCGAGGAGGACUUCAUCUCCAAGCGCAGGAAGGGCCUGAUCUGGUGGAUGAACCACAUGGCCAGCCACCCUGUGCUGGCACAGUGCGACGUCUUCCAGCAUUUCCUGACCUGCCCCAGCAGCACGGAUGAGAAGGCCUGGAAACAGGGCAAGCGGAAGGCCGAGAAGGAUGAGAUGGUGGGUGCCAACUUCUUCCUCACUCUGAGCACACCCCCUGCCGCCGCCCUGGACCUGCAGGAGGUGGAGAGCAAGAUCGAUGGCUUCAAGUGCUUCACCAAGAAAAUGGACGACAGCACGCUGCAGCUCAACCACACUGCCAACGAGUUUGCCCGCAAGCAGGUGACUGGCUUCAAGAAGGAGUAUCAGAAGGUGGGCCAGUCCUUCAGGGGCCUCAGCCAGGCCUUUGAGCUCGACCAGCAGGCCUUCUCAGUGGGUCUGAACCAGGCCAUCGCCUUCACCGGAGACGUCUACGACGCCAUAGGUGAACUCUUCGCUGAACAGCCCAGGCAGGACCUGGACCCAGUCAUGGACCUCUUAGCACUGUAUCAGGGGCACCUGGCCAACUUCCCGGACAUCAUCCAUGUUCAGAAAGGAGCUCUUACCAAAGUAAAGGAGAGUAGGCGGCACGUGGAAGAAGGGAAGAUGGAGGUCCAAAAAGCAGACGGCAUUCAAGACCGCUGUAACACGAUUUCUUUUGCCACACUGGCCGAGAUUCAUCACUUCCAUCAAAUCAGAGUGAGAGACUUUAAAUCCCAGAUGCAGCAUUUUUUACAACAGCAAAUAAUAUUUUUCCAAAAAGUGACCCAGAAGUUGGAAGAAGCUCUUCACAAAUACGACAGCGUUUAAUGACUGCACCCAGAACUGCGCACUUUUUUUCAGUUCAAGGCUAAUUUCUACAGCAGGAUAAAAACUGCUUUCAAAGAGCUAUUGCCAACUGUAGGUGUGGUACAAGGAUGGUCCUGUGUUCAGCUGAAACCCAGCUGGAUGUAUAAUUAUGUAGGAAAGAAGCAGUUAAUACGGUUAUGUAGCAGAAACAGUACCACACUUUGUAACUAAAUUAUACUAUGUAUGCCUACACUACCAUUGUAACUUUUGGAUAAUGAUUAUACUAUUUGCCUUAUUGCUUUUUGAAGUAUGGGUAUAUUAGUGUAUACUUUGUAGACCUCAAAACCCAUGAAGAGUCUCAAAGAAGCUGGCUAGAUAAAAGCCUGCUGUGUAUGCCUUUUUAGUCUCAUAGAUCGAGAUCACCUAAAUCCAACCUGUUCUCUGUUUACAGACUCCAACUAGAGCAGCUAUGCGACUUUGUGCCUUUAGACUGGUUGUUUUCGUUUCUGUCCCACCUCUGUUUAAGCCCCAACUUUUCUGAUGGAAAGAGCGACAGGCCGGUGCAUUGGUGGCAGACUGGUGAAAGCCUCACACCUCUGGGGGCAGGUGGGAGAAAUGGUGGCCAUCACUUUGCACAGGAAGCGUCCUUGUCCGCUGAGAUGCUUGCAGUUACAGAGGAGUGAGACGGGAUGCCACCUUCGGAGGCAGAGUCUCAUAGGGGAAAAGGCAGUGCACCAUAGUCCCAUAUACCCAUAGUACACGGCCUACGGAGCAGGCCUGAGGAUUUCAGCAACGCCCUUAGCACGUGGGAGGGAGGGAUCCGAGCACGGAGAAGCUAUAGAAACACACAGCGAGUGGCAACGCACUCCGUCUUAGUUUUGGGGAGGGUCUCCUGUCAUCUUUUUUUUUUUUUUUUUUAAGCCUGAAAUUUUCUUUUAAUGUUCAGCUUUUUGUUUUGAUCUUAAAUGGAUCUACACUGUUAAUUGAAUGAGACUCCACUGUGAUUCACUCGUUUACUUAAUAAAAAAAUUUCAGGGAUGUCUGUAAAUUUCAGUGUUAUAUGCGAUGAGAAGUGGUGUCGGUUGAUUUAAGGAGGGACCAGAAAUAAUUUCUCCUAUUCCAGUACUGAAGAAAAAAAGAAAUACUGAUUUAUACUGUAUUUUAAAAAACUAGGUAUUGAUAAAGCCCCCUUCAGAACAUUUAACCUUAAAAAUUAUUUUAAAUAUAGCCUUUUAUUAUUAGAAGGGAACUACAGAUGACUGAUAAAUACCAAAAAGAUUCACAAGCAGCUUCAUUUAUAAAGCACAAAGAGGUUCUGGUGUGAAAUGCCCAAACCUCAAUGUUUUUUGUAGUUGCUGAGCUAAAUAAUGUGAUUCUUGAGUUUACAGAUGUAAAAGCUGUCAUGAAGGCUGAAGGACCUGUAUCUGCUGUCCCUGUGAACUACAUUUACACCACCCCAGAAAUUUUGGUACUGGCACAGUAACAUGGGAGUACAGAGGCCAAAUUCAAAGGGGGUGAGCCACAGUUACCCAAAAGGGUCAGCUUGCAGAAAGGUCAGAGUCAGAAAGGCUAGUGGGACAAUUACUCAACAGUGUAUUUACUCUCUAUGAAGUAAUCACAUAUGGGUUGAAUUUCUAAGAACAGAUUAUGAUAAUGUCGACCUCUGGUCAAAUCCUUGUACCUUAGAACUUAGAGGCAGAGCUGGCCUCAUACGGCGCUGUCUCCACAGGCUGGUGGGACUGUCGCCAGAAGCCGUGUUCUCUGAAAAAGCAACUUCCUCUUGUUGAUUGUAAAGUACAGUUAGAUAAAGAAAGCCCAUAUAUAUUUAAAAAUUAAUUUUAUUGCAGAAGUUUGGAGGUUAUAAUUAUAGCUUUUAAUUUAAGUUUGAAUUGGUAUUGAACAAACAAGCUCUCUGCUUUUCAAAUGAUUUGAAAGUCACAUUCAUUCGCCUCUUUGUUGUGGUGGUGGUUUGAUUUUUUUUUUUUUUCUUUAAGUAAAAUGACUAAACUUGUGCAAUAGCAUCAAGGAAAUUACCUGAGGUGUCUUAUACGAGUAGGCUCUAGCCAGGGUGGACACAGCUUAAAUUAUGAAAACUAAAGAUUAAAAUAUGAAGAAGUAAAAGUUCAUGCUGACUCCUUCUAAGAGAACUUUUGUUCUUCUAACCAUGGAGCAUAAUGCAACUGAUUCAUGGGACUUUAAAUGAAUCCUGUGGGGUGAAGCACCAGACUUACUAGCGUCCAUUUUCAUCCAAGAUCCUUAUUCUCUAACGUUCUUGGUCCUAUUGAAACAUUUCAGUAUCUGAAAAUACUGCAAUGUUCCUAUCCAAGAGAAAAGCCAUUAUGUGUAUGCUGGUCACGAUGAUCGGUGUGGUAGCGUUUCAUUUUCCUGUUGUUGUUUUGUUUGUUGUUUUUGUUUUUUAAAUAAACUAUCACGCCCUUCGAGCCAC